UAUCGUCCACAGUGUGGUUCAGCAAUUUCAGCAAGUUAACCAUGUUCCAAACAGCCAAAAAUCACACACUAAUAAAUAUGAACUCCCUCAAAAGAGACAACAAAACCGAUGUCAACCAACAGACGUCUGAUGCCAAACACACAGCAGUAACUACAGUGAACAGACAUAACGCGACAGACACGCUCAGUAUGGAGUUCAUAACAGCUGUUUCAGUAAAAGAAACAUCGUCCAUCCGUUACCAUGAAGCGCAUCCACACAACUACCGCUUCAUCAUAGACGAGCCCCAUAAGUGUGAACAAGAGAACCCAUUUCUAGUCCUCAUGGUUCCAGUGGCUCCACACCAACUGGAGGCUCGCAACGCCAUCCGGAGCACAUGGGGUAAUGAAAGCAUGGUCCAAAACAAAACCAUCACGGUGAUCUUCUCGCUGGGUCUGCCUGGGAUCGAGGCUGAGAAACAACAGGAGGAACUAAGGCUGGAAAGCCAGCAGUACCAUGACCUGGUCCAGAGUGACUUCAUGGACUCGUACCUCAACUUGACAAUAAAGACCAUGGUAAUCAUGGACUGGCUGGCCACACACUGCCCACAGGCAUCCUACGCUAUGAAGAUAGACUCUGACAUGUUCUUGAAUCUGGAGAACUUGAUGAACUUGUUACUGAGACCUGAUACUCCUAAAGAAAACUACAUGACGGGAGAGGUUAUGUGGAACAGACCGGUCAUCCGUGACAAGAACUCCAAGUGGUACGUGCCAAAGGAAUUAUAUGCUGAAGACUACUAUCCAACAUACCUGCUGGGGAUGGGUUAUGUCUUCUCCAAUGAUCUUUCAGAGAAGAUUGUUGAGGUUUCAAAAGAAAUAAAGCCAUUUAACGUAGAGGAUGCAUACGUGGGUGCCUGUCUGAAAAGAAUAGGAAUUUCACCAUCAGACCCUCCCAAUCCCUCCCAGUUUAAGGACUAUUUUAGUGGUAAUUAUAAACGAGAAGAGUUUGCCAGUGUGAUCACCACCAUCCUUAACUCCCCACAGCAGCUGAUCACAUUCUGGCAGGACCUAAAGAGGCCUACAUGAAGGACAAUCCCUUCAGACUUGUACUUGAUAGAACCACCUUCUGCUGCAUUAACAGGUUCCCACCAGCUCUGCACACUGUUUGGGAGAGAUUUUUUUUGCUCCAUGUUGUUCAGGUUUGUCGGAUGGUCCUUGAGGACUGCAGUUUUCAGAUAGUGCCAUAGAUUCUCAAUUUGAUUGAACCUGACCAUUGCAGAACAUUCUCCCAAGCUUUAGUUUUAUGUCAGACUGAAACAGGUUGUCUUGCAGUAUCUCUCUGUAUUUUGCACCAUCCGUAUGUCCAUCAGUUUUAACAAGAUGCCCAGUCCCCACUGAGAAAAGCUUCUCCACAACAUGAUGCUCCUCACAGCUGAUGGUGUUUGUUGAGGAGUGAACAGUGUUAGGCUUGCACCAAACAUAGCAUUUUGAAUUUUGGCCAUACAUACACAAAACCUUAUCCCACAUGUUAGCUGAGUCCAGACGUGCUGUAAUUUAUUUUUUUCUUUUUUAGUUUAAUUUAGUUUUCCUUCUAGCCACCCUCUCAUACAGGCCAGUUAUAUGCAAAGCUCUUGAUAUCGUUUCCUGGUGCACAUUCACUCCAGUCUCAGCCACUGAGCUCUGUAGCUCCUUCAGAGUGAUUGUUGGCCUUUCUGUGGGAUCCCUCCGAGUCCUUUUCAUGUUCUGAUGCUGAGUUUUGAGGGACGGCCUUGUCUAGGCAGUGCCUCGGUGGUAUGAUGCAGCUUCCAUUUGCUCAGAGUUGAUCCAACAGUCCUCAAAGGGUUCCAAACACUUGGAUAUUAUUUAGUGACCAUGUCUAUAACUUUAUUUCUAAUUUCCUUAAAAUGAUCGUUAGUCUUCAUUUUCACAGCUUUCCUUCAGAUUCACAGUCCGAUCAAUUAGACUUGAAUUAAGGGCUCUUUUAUCCAGAACUUUUUAAAUGAUUCACAAGCAGAGGCCAAUUGUAAGCCACUUGUGUCCUCAUUAGGGCAGUAUCUUUCAUCUGAGCAUCCACUGAGAAAUAACGUUAUUAACAGAGAAAAGCAGAUUAAACAUCAGAAAUAUCCACA
This is a messenger RNA of Colossoma macropomum (tambaqui), 2104 nucleotides long. RefSeq names its product beta-1,3-galactosyltransferase 2-like. NCBI's taxonomy places the organism in Eukaryota, Metazoa, Chordata, Actinopteri, Characiformes, Serrasalmidae. Gene Ontology annotation, molecular function: N-acetyl-beta-D-glucosaminide beta-(1,3)-galactosyltransferase activity. The transcript has a single exon. Bases 42 to 1061 code for a protein of 339 amino acids. The record is from RefSeq and is a predicted model, not a curated record. Gene Ontology annotation, cellular component: membrane.